Messenger RNA from Xyrauchen texanus (razorback sucker), 2251 nucleotides. RefSeq names its product transmembrane protein with EGF-like and two follistatin-like domains 1b (gene tmeff1b). NCBI's taxonomy places the organism in Eukaryota, Metazoa, Chordata, Actinopteri, Cypriniformes, Catostomidae. The record is from RefSeq and is a predicted model, not a curated record. Bases 483 to 1580 code for a protein of 365 amino acids. Gene Ontology annotation, molecular function: protein binding. The transcript is spliced from 10 exons.
ACGUGACUGCAACCCAUCCGUGCCGACCCUUUGUUGUUAGGAUUUUAGGCAACGGGAAUUGCGUUAUUGACCCGAUACGAAAGGAUUGCAAAAAGCUGCAAACGGCACGGCUGAAGAAGGACUUCUAAAGGACGGAAAACACUCGAUGCGCAGUUGGAUCGGUCUCCUCGGAGUUGGAUAAACCAGCAAAAUAGAUGCGCGAGAGAUGCACACAAAGACAUCCGCGAGCUAUAACUGAGGCACGCACGAGCUCAAUGCAGCACACACGCACAUACAACAGGAAAGCCAUGCAAAUGUGCUCAUAAUCGAAAUGCGCGAUUGUUUUUAACCGGAGUGAUGCUUGCGAGGCUCGAUCUGCCUUCCUGGGACACAAACGUGUUUUAAAAGGGGACCGCAUCAUCCAAAGGUCGCUGGUCUUUUGUUAACCGGUAUCUUUAUUUAACAGGUCAAAGCGGAGAUAUAGACUGCUGUUGCAUUGCAUCAUGUUGGUGGGCAGUGGGCUCCUAAGGUGGACCGGACCAGAACUGUCUUUUUUCUGCCUGCUGACCAUUGCCCUCAGCACUGUUUUGGGAUCUGUCCAAUCGUCCAACCCUCAAAACACUGACUGUGCGUCCGGUAGAGGCAAAGGUUGUUUAGCAGAUUUGUCAGAAAAGAAGAGUGACUUGCGUGUGUGUGAUGCUACUACGUGCCGUUAUGGUGGGACCUGCCAAAACAAUGGUGCUGACCUUAAAUGUGUAUGCCAGUUUCAGUGCCCUAAGAACUACAUCCCCAUGUGUGGUUCUAACGGAGACACCUAUCAGAAUGAAUGCUAUCUGAGACAGGCAGCCUGUACCCAGCAGAGACCCAUUUCUCUGGCCUCUGAGGGCAACUGCUAUCCUGAUAGCAGCUCGGGAUCUGGGGAUGGAGAAUAUGAGGGAUCAGGGACAGAUUCAGUCAAGAAAGUCACAAAAUGCAGCAACUGCAAGUAUGGCGCAGAGUGCGACGAAGACGCAGAGGACGAAGACUCUUGUUCGUGUAAAAUCGACUGCAGUGGGCAUAAUGAGAAUCCAGUGUGCGGUACAGAUGGAAACUCGUACCACAACCCCUGCCUCGUGCGAGAGGCUUCCUGCAUGAAGCAGGAACAGAUAGACGUGAAACAUCUGGGGAGAUGCCCAGAUAAAGACAAAGGCAAAAAAACUGAUGUUGGAAUUCCGUACAAGCCUGAAUUUACAGACCCAGCAAAAGCCGGUGAAGGAAAAGGAUACGGUUGGAUGCCUGUCCCCUGCACAGACGACUACGCCAACUUCUGCGUUCACGGCCAGUGUGAAUUUAAUUAUGGUAUUGCCUCCUGUCGGUGUGAUUCAGGCUACACGGGGACACAAUGUGAGGAGAUUGCGGACUUUAACAUCCUGUAUGUGGUACCCAGUGGUCAGAAACUUCAUUAUGUGCUUAUAGCUGCUAUCAUUGGAGCUGUGCAGAUUGCCAUUAUUGUGGCAGUUGUCAUGUGCAUUACCAGGAAAUGUCCUAAGAAUAAUCGUGGAAGACGGCAAAAGCAGAACUUGGGACAUUUUUCCUCAGACACCUCUUCAAGGAUGAUGUAGCUUGUUUUUAUUUUUUUUUAUAUACUUUUUGUACCAAGUGGAUUACAGUUUUAAUGUGCUUUUUUUUGUUCUGUGCUUUCUUGACUCUGGACAAUAAGGUUAUUUUUUAUUCAAUUUUGUUGAUUAUUUUAAUGGAUGGUGCCUUAUUUUUGUUUUUCAGGACAUUUUAGGUACUUUAUGUCAGUGGUAAACACUGUCAAAUGAAUGAUAAAAGCCAGCUCCUUUUUGUCGAGUUUGUUUUUCACGUAUUGUUAAAUGUAACUCUCUGCACACAAACUGUACCACAAAAAUGGAGAUCCUGGAUUUUCUUGGAAUGGAAUGUGCUUCUAACUGACUAAAUAUUAUAACUCUGUCUUUAACCCCCUUUUAAUUUUUUUUUUAUUUACUUAAAUCAAACAUAGCUGAACACCAAAUGUAAUUGGACAUGAACAAGUGCGCCGACAAAGUGAUGACGUUUACAUUUUGUUUUGAGAGGAAUUCCAGAGAAUGAAAUGCAAUGUGUUUGACUAGCUAAUCUUAUCAAUGUUGAAAUGUUUGUAGUUUUUAUGUUCUAAUGUUAUCGGUGUUGUUAAUGUUGAAACGGUCAUUAUUGACAUUAAUUUAAUUCUACAAACUGCAUAUCGCAUGACCUGUGAACUGUGUCCAGUGAUGUAGAUUUAAUAAAAUUUAAU